Molecule: messenger RNA, 1335 nt
Organism: Truncatella angustata
Lineage: Eukaryota; Fungi; Ascomycota; Sordariomycetes; Amphisphaeriales; Sporocadaceae
Exons: 1
Coding region: 154-960 (268 amino acids)
Source: RefSeq, a predicted model, not a curated record
UCCAACGGCAUCCAAUCAUCAUCCGCGAACAUCACACGGGGGAGAACAUGCUCUAUAAAAUCUCGUACGGUUGAACCGACUUUGCUUCUCCCAUCACAACGACUCGUGCACUCCUGGUAGAUAGACCAAGUAUCGACGAGCAUAAGCAGCACCAUGGGAGGAUGUUUUAGCUCGCAGCCUCCUCACAGCGAGGAGGGCGAGGACCCAGCGACCGAGCUCCCCCAAUAUACAGGGCCUCCUGAGCCUCAUCGGACAUCGAACGCCUCGAACCCCUACAACCCAUAUGGCGACCCUGGGUCUGCCGCCUAUGAUACACAGAACCAAGGUGCGAGGAGCAGCCGCUGGGAGCAGACUGGUAACAACAGGAGGCCCGAUCGUCUUGGCCUGCCUGCAAACAACAGGGGCCCUAUCACCUACAAUCCGGCCGGUCGAGACGGCCGGUCUUCAAGCAGUAGGGAGACUGUCCCCCAUGAUCCGCAGAGCCGGGGACCGAGGCCCAGUCGCAAGGAUCGACAUACUCAGAAUGCGAGGAGUAAUCAGGGUGGUGGAUCUUCAAGCAGCAGGGAUAUUGUCCCCUAUGAUCAGCAGAAUCGGGGUGCAAGGCCCGGUCGCAGGGACCGACAUGAUCAGAACAUGAGGCCCAAUCAGAGCGGUGGUGAAUCUUCAGGCAGCAAGGAGAUUGUGCGCCAUAACCAGCGGACCCGGGGUCCGAUGCCUGCCCUCAGGGAACAAUAUAAUCAAAACGAGAUGCCCUAUCAAGGCGGAGAGCCUCCACGCCAAGGCGAGUCUUCACGCACAGGAGAGUCUUCAAGAAGAGGGAAGCCUCCAGGCGGAAGAAGGGAGUCUUCACGCAGACGGAAGCUCUACCAACACACCGGACCCCAUCAACUUCCAUACGGGGAGUCUAGUAGCAGCCAACCGGGGCCGUCCCAGGCUGAGAGCGAGAGCCAAGGCGAGUAGACAUCUGGCCCGUCGAUCGUAGCUCCGCACAGGCGGCACUGACUUUUCAUUCAGAUUGGACCACUCCAAACGAUGGGAUGGAGCCAAUACACAGGGGAGCAGAAAGGAAGGUGAAGAUUGCACCUAUAGAUACAGCAAUACUACUUCCCUCGAGCGGUGAAAUUGUGGCUCCAAGCCCACAAAGCCCUCUCGUUCCUGGGUAUGAUCGGCUGGUAGCUGAUCCGGCUUCAGUGAGCCCCGAUACACCGACAGGACCUAGCGAUUAUCGUGGUUAGACAGGGCGAAGAAUACAAGAAGAGUUCUCAGUCUCCUGAGAAGGCACGAGGGAGGGAAGCAUGCGUACUUUGGGAACACACACGUGAUGCUCAGGAGGAC